Molecule: messenger RNA, 780 nt
Organism: Astrephomene gubernaculifera
Lineage: Eukaryota; Viridiplantae; Chlorophyta; Chlorophyceae; Chlamydomonadales; Astrephomenaceae
Source: the annotation of a GenBank genome assembly
AUGAAAGCGGGUGAAGAUAUGGGCACUAGAGCCCACUUAGCGUCUGGCAUCAACCGCUCCUACGAAGGCGGCUGAAUAUUUUGUUCAUACCAGUCCGACUAUUUUAUUUACAACUGCUGAGCAGAUCUCGACCAAAUGAUCGCACUCUUUUUUGUUGCGCUUGUAAACUUCCUGCUGCAACCUGCAACAGCUGCAAGCAUCGCACGCGAGCCCAUUCCAACGGUAUGCGACCAAUAUGAGCCCCUGUACGAUUCUAUUUACCGAGAUUUGGAGCUCUAUCGUCGCAAUGGGGGCAUCACCCCCAGGCUAAUGGAUGCCACAAUCAAGCUGCAUAGCGCCGGCAACCGCGAGAAGGGCCUAGCGGUGGCGUUCUACAGGGGUGGCGUGUACGUCAUCUCCAACACCCGCCACAUCAACCUCAAACCCUUCGGGCAUCAUGUGUCCCUCUGGGUGGCCUACCUCCUGGUCAUGCAGCACCUGGCCGCCACCCACCCCACCGCGCUACCCGAUGUGGAGUUCGUGUGGCACACCAUUGACCGGCCCGUGCGCCUCACAGUGAACACGACUGCUGCUGCUGCUGACGGUGGGAGUAGCAGCAGCAGGAGCGGCGGCAGGGGCGGGGUAGGUGGCGGCAGUGCAGGCGGGGUGAACUAUCCGGUGCUUCGCUUCGGCAAGAGCGCGGCGCACCCAGACAUAUUGGUUCCCAACUUCCACUUCUACAUGAAGCGCUACCAGAGCGCCUACCUGGACCGCAUGGCCGCCCGCAACAUGCAGCGCCCC